AUGAAAGUUUGCGUUUUCAUUCUCAUAAUAGGAUUAGUUCUUUGUAACUAACUUAAUGGAUAGAAUAACCUUAGAUAAGAUUAUUAGUUUGCUCCAUGGAGUUUGGAUUGCACAAAUAGAUGUUAAAGUGCUGGAGGAGUUGUUUGCGGAUAUGAAACAUAAGUUUGUUGCAAAUCAGGUAGAUGCUAAAAAGGUUGGAAAUCUGAGUAAUGCGGUAUUUGGGAUAGAAUUCAUGUUCUUAAUUGCGUUCCAGGACCAAGCAGCAAAUGA
This is a messenger RNA of Paramecium tetraurelia, 270 nucleotides long. RefSeq lists its product as uncharacterized. The transcript has 2 exons. NCBI's taxonomy places the organism in Eukaryota, Ciliophora, Oligohymenophorea, Peniculida, Parameciidae. The record is from RefSeq and is a predicted model, not a curated record.